Molecule: messenger RNA, 4400 nt
Organism: Spinacia oleracea (spinach)
Lineage: Eukaryota; Viridiplantae; Streptophyta; Magnoliopsida; Caryophyllales; Amaranthaceae
Product: ABC transporter B family member 9
Exons: 11
Coding region: 388-4236 (1282 amino acids)
Biological process (GO): transmembrane transport
Cellular component (GO): plasma membrane
Molecular function (GO): ATP hydrolysis activity; ABC-type transporter activity; ATP binding
Source: RefSeq, a predicted model, not a curated record
CUGUUUUACACAGCACACAUUCUGUUAGCUUUCUCUCACACCCGAUUACUUCUCACAGUUUGUUGUGCUCUACUCAAUUACUCGCUUUAAUCAAAUAUAUACACGGUACGCCCCCACCAAACAAAAAUUUACACAAACCCAAAUAACCGAAAAAAAUCUUAUAUUAGAUGAUCUGACAGGUCCAAUCCCGAUACAAUAACAGGGAUAUAUCCUUCGCCAACACGUAAAUCUUUCUAAUAAUUUCAUCUUUUUCGUUUUCCUGUCUGUCAAAAUAACUAUAUCAAAACCCCACUUCACUGAUUUUCUUUUUUUGCGUCAUAUUAUUAAUUUUCUCUCUCAAGGAAACUUUUUUUUGCAGAGAGAGAGAGAGAGAAAAUAAAGAGAGAUAUGGGAGAUGAUGAACAUGGUAGUAAUAGUAAUAAUGGUGGAAACAACAAAGAAUUGGAUAAAGUUCCAUUCUACAAAAUGUUUAGUUUUGCUGAUCGAUGGGAUUUGAUAUUGAUGAUUGUUGGGAGUAUUUCCGCUAUUGCUAAUGGAAUUGCGCCGCCAUUGAUGACUCUUAUUUUGGGUCAGAUUAUUAAUUCUUUUGGGAUUUCUAGUCGCGAACAUGUUGUUCAUGAGGUUUCUAAGGUAUCUUUGAAGUUUUUAUACCUGGCCAUAUAUACCGGCAUAGCUUGCUUCCUACAGGUAACAUGCUGGAUUGUAACUGGAGAAAGGCAAGCAGCAAAAAUCCGAGGACUUUACUUAAAGACGAUUCUAAGGCAAGAUAUAGCCUUCUUUGACACUGAAACAACUACUGGGGAAGUGAUUAGUAGGAUGUCAGGGGACACUGUUCUAAUUCAGGAUGCUAUGGGGGAGAAAGUUGGUAAGUUCACACAGUUAACAGCAACAUUUGUUGGAGGGAUAGCAAUUGCCUUCAUAAAAGGAUGGCUUUUAGCCUUAGUUUUGAUGGUAUGCAUCCCAGCCAUUGUAAUUGCUGGUGCUACCAUGGCAUUGUUGAUGAUGAAAAUGUCAAGUCGCGCUCAAAUGGCCUAUGCUGAAGCUGGUAAUGUUGUUGAGCAGACUGUUAGUGCCAUCAGAACAGUUGCAUCAUUUACAGGUGAAAAAGAUGCAAUUGAAAAGUAUGAUAGCAAGCUUAUAAUUGCGUAUAAAGCUGCCGCUAAACAAGGCCUAGCUUCAGGAUUAGGGCUUGGUGCAUUAGUUUUCGUAAUAAUGUCCACAUAUGCUCUUGCUGUAUGGUAUGGUGCCAAACUGAUCAUGGAAAAGAGUUACAAUGGCGGGGAAGUCCUCAAUGUGAUCAUGGCCAUGAUGACUGGCGGAAUGUCACUUGGACAGACAUCUCCAUGUCUAAAUGCAUUUGCAGCAGGGCAAGCAGCAGCAUACAAGAUGUUUGCGGCGAUAAACAGGUCGCCAAAAAUAGAUGCCUCAAGCACAGAAGGCAUUGUAUUGGAAGAUAUCAAGGGUGAAAUUGAGCUGAAAGAUGUAUAUUUUCGUUACCCAGCAAGGCCUGAUGUGCUAAUAUUUGCUGGAUUUAAUUUGCAAAUUUCUAGUGGAACAACUGUUGCUCUAGUUGGACAAAGUGGGAGUGGAAAAUCCACAGUUGUUAGCCUCAUAGAGAGAUUCUAUGAUCCUGAUUCAGGUGAGGUUCUCAUUGACGGUGUUAACUUGAAGCAGCUUCAGUUAGCUUGGAUCAGACAGAAGAUUGGAUUAGUCAGUCAGGAACCAGUACUCUUUACUACUACUUUAAAAGAAAACAUAGCUUACGGAAAGGAAGGUGCUACUGAUGCGGCAAUUAGGACAGCUAUUGAGCUUGCUAAUGCCGCAAAAUUCAUUGACAAGCUUCCAAAGGGAUUGGACACAAUGGUUGGGGAGAGAGGAACCCAACUUUCUGGUGGUCAAAAGCAAAGAAUAGCCAUUGCUCGAGCUAUUCUGAAAAACCCAAGAAUCCUCCUCCUAGAUGAGGCUACUAGUGCCCUUGAUGCUGAAUCUGAACGCGUUGUACAAGAUGCACUAGACAGAAUAAUGUCAAAUAGGACUACCGUCAUUGUUGCACAUCGAUUGACUACCAUCAAGAAUGCUGAUACGAUAGCAGUCGUUCAUCAAGGGAAAAUCGUAGAGAAAGGUUCUCAUGAGGAGUUGAUCAAAGACCCGGAAGGGGGUUACUCACAAUUGGUUAGACUUCAAGAAGGGGCCAGCGAAGAAGAAGCUGCCCUUAUGGAUCCUAGUAGUCUUGAUACGAGUAAUCUUGAAAGGGCAAUGAGUAGAUCAGCAAGUCAAAGAUUUUCAAUGAGGAGAUCAGCAAGUAGAGGUUCCUCCAGUGGCAGAAACUCCAUCUCCAUCAGCUUUAGUGUUCCCGGUCAUGUAAAUAUUCACGAGACUAAUGAAGAGGAUGUUUAUUUUGAUGAUGGUGAUUAUGAGAAAACUCAAAAACCUGAUGAAGAGGCGAAAAGAGAGAAAAGCAGAAGUGUUUCCAUGACACGUUUGGCUUACUUAAAUAAGCCGGAAAUCCCUAUCCUGCUGCUUGGAAGCUUUGGUGCUUGUGUACAUGGAAUUAUCUUUCCUUUGUUUGGAUACCUUAUCUCCUCUGUCAUCAAAAUCUUCUAUGAACCACCACGUUUGCUUCGCAGGGAUUCAAGAAAAUGGGCACUUAUUUAUUUGUCUUUAGGUGUUGCUAGUCUUGUAGCAAUACCUUUCCAGAAUUUUUGUUUUGCAAUUGCAGGAGGGAGAUUGAUUCGAAGAAUUCGUUUCAUGACCUUUGAAAAGGUUGUUCACCAAGAAAUUAAAUGGUUUGACGAUCCUGCAAAUUCAAGUGGAUCACUUGGCGCGAGGUUGGCAACAGAUGCAGCAAAUGUUAGGAGCCUUGUAGGGGAUCAGUUAGCUUUAUAUGUGCAGAAUAUAGCAACAGUAGCUGCUGGUCUUCUAAUAGCUUUUACUGCUAACUGGAUGCUAGCACUCAUUAUUCUUGCUGUGGCACCCUUUAUGUUUGCUCAGGGAUACCUUCAAGGCAAAUUUAUGAAGGGAUUUAGUGCAGAUGCUAAGCUAAUGUAUGAAGAUGCAAGCCAAGUUGCAAAUGAUGCAGUUGGAAGUAUCAGAACAGUUGCAUCCUUCUGUGCAGAGAAAAAGGUGAUGGAUUUGUAUCAAAAGAAAUGUGAGGCUCCGGUAAAAAAUGGUAUUCGUUUAGGAUUCAUUAGUGGUGUAGGCUUUGGUUUAUCAUUCCUCGCCCUUUACUGCACGAAUGCCUUUUGCUUCUACAUCGGGGCUAUCCUUAUUCAUCAUCGUAAAGCUACAUUUGCAGAAGUUUUCAAGGUUUUCUUUGCAUUAACAAUCUCAGCAGUAGGUUUAUCCCAAAGCAGCAGCUUGGCUAUGGACAAAAACAAAGCCAAGGACUCAGCUGUCUCAAUCUUCAAGAUAAUUGAUAGCAAACCUAGCAUUGACUCAAGCAGCGAAGAAGGGAUAACACAGGAAAGUGUCAAGGGUGAUAUCGAGUUGAGUCAUGUUAGCUUCAGAUAUCCAACUCGGCCAGAUAUUCAAAUAUUCAGUGACUUGAGCUUGUUUAUUCCAUCUACAAAGACUGUUGCACUUGUGGGAGAAAGUGGAAGUGGAAAAUCGACAGUAAUAAGCAUGAUUGAGAGGUUCUAUGAACCAGAAAAAGGUAAAGUGUUCCUAGAUGGGGUAGAGCUUCAGAAGUUCAAAUUAAGUUGGCUUAGACAACAAAUGGGGUUAGUGAGCCAGGAACCAAUACUGUUCAACGAGAGCAUCCGUGCAAACAUAUCAUAUGGAAAGCAUGGAGGUGCGACCGAGAAUGAGAUCAUUGAAGCUGCAAAAUCUGCAAAUGCACACAACUUCAUCUCAGGACUUCCACAAGGGUAUGACACCUCAGUGGGAGAGAGAGGUGUGCAGUUGUCAGGCGGGCAGAAACAGAGGAUAGCCAUUGCACGAGCGAUUCUAAAGAAUCCUAAGAUCCUUUUGCUUGAUGAAGCCACUAGUGCUCUUGAUGCUGAGUCAGAACGCAUCGUGCAAGAUGCUUUGGAUAGUGUAAUGGUGGAUCGGACAACUGUGGUUGUCGCUCAUCGGUUGGUCACAGUAAAGAAUGCUGAUAUUAUUGCUGUAGUCAAGAAUGGUGUCAUUGCUGAAAAGGGUAAACAUGACGACCUCAUGAAAAUUACUGAGGGAGCUUAUGCUUCACUUGUUGCUCUUCAUGCUACCGCUACUUCUACUUCUACUUCUACCACAUAGAGUUCACUUAGAACGUUUUGUCUGCAAAGUUUUUUGUAAACAAUUGAAGAUAUAUGUAAUUAGAAUGCUUUGGUGAUUUAAACCUGACAAUUAUUGUCUUUCUUCAUUUUUUUUCUUCUUCUGAAUUUUUAUGAAAUAUAUUGAAGAAGAUUUCAUUCAGCUAA